AUGUUCGUGCCUGACCGCCCCUCGCUGCCUGUCGACUCGAAAUCGCUUGACAACCCUGGCAAUGCGCUGGUCGCAUUCUCUUCUCCUGAUAUCUCAGAUGAAAUGUCUUCUUGGGGUACACUGAUCAACCCAGACAAGAGUCCAGCGCCGUUGCUGGAACAGCUAUGUCUAGGGAUCGCGCAGUUAAUGCCUACGUUUGAUUCAAAUGGGACAAAUGAUCUCACUCCCGAUCGCAUCGCAUCAUUUUAUCGCAAAGUAGGCGGCAACUAUGAUCCCCUGUUUCUAGGUACAAAAUCCACAGCGCUUUCGUUCAUUUACCAAUCGCUUGGCUGCUUUCACAGCCUCCAGCCUUCCAACAACCCAUACGAGCCACCCUCCGUUCCGUCAUUACUACCGGCUGGUUUUGUGAGAUGGCAGACAAUCCAGUUACUGAUGGAACCGGAUGAGCACUGGCAGUACUUGCAAAAUGCAGUUAGUAUGUGGGACAUUACCGACGCAAACGGGGAGUUAUUUCCAAAGGAUAUCCCGCGCGACGCAUUUCCCUCUGAGCCAGACCCGGAGAUGCUGCAGUGGCAUGAGGGAGUUAGUCGGCGACUUGAACUCGACUAUAUGAAGCGAAAGACGCAGCGGGCUUCUCCUCCUGACUUUGGGGGAUAUCACUAUCGUUUUAGCGGAAAGGACCCGCUACCGGACGAAGAGGAAUACGUUUCGCAUCCGCCACGACAGUCAGCACAACGACAUCAUAGCUACUAUGAACCGGACCGAGCUGGUCGGCGGCGUCAGCAUCACCGACGCCUCAGCGCCGAGUAUCCUGCAUUCAAUACUCACAGACCCGAACCGAGUUUCUCACGACAAGAUGGAGGCCGGUCCGGUGUUUCCUCUCCCCGAUGCCCAUCGCCAUCGUCACGGGAAUACUCACAUUACCACACCCGAGAUCAUGAACAGCCAACCUGGCAUGCCCACCACCCUUUCCCUCCAGAAAUGGGCGAGCCUCCAGAGCCAGAAAAUGUCUCUGACGAUACUAUCCAUGAGGAAGAGCCCGAACCUGAGCCUGAACCCCAACCCAGACGUCGGGCUCGUCAUAAUCUAUCUCCACCACACUCACGUACACGCCGCCACUCCCACGACGCAUACUCACGGAAACCAUUCCGCGAUCUCUCACCCUCCGCACCACGAAGAAGUCAUAGAGGAUACGAUUACGAGAUCCCCGUCCCCAUUCCUAAAACAAGAAAAUCAAACUCAGACGGAACGCCCAGACUUCAUAAUCACGACGACCGUUCUCGCUCCAGAUCCUCAGGUGUCAAGUUCAAAGAAUUCGUAUUUGACGUCCCUCACCCAGGUCCAGCCCCAGCCCCAGCCCCAGCCCCAGUUCCUGACCCAGCAAUGUACAUGCCUCCACCACCACGGCCAUCCCCCCGCCACCGAUACAACAUAGACACAUACGCCGAAGAUGUCAGAAGAGGUAGUUACAGCGGUGGCAGCACCGGAGGAAGUCGACCAGGGAGCGGAGGAAGCGGUUCCGAACGACCACGCUCCUACAGUAGUGCCGGCUUUCCACCUCGGACAUCUCGGUGGACAAGCCCUUCGCGAGGACCAGCCAAACGGUAUAUCCCGACCAGUCUUGCUGAAGAUGCGGAAUAUAUCUCUUCGCGGAGACCUCCGGUAUAUAAGUGA
Molecule: messenger RNA, 1674 nt
Organism: Penicillium longicatenatum
Lineage: Eukaryota; Fungi; Ascomycota; Eurotiomycetes; Eurotiales; Aspergillaceae
Exons: 2
Coding region: 1-1674 (557 amino acids)
Source: RefSeq, a predicted model, not a curated record